UAUUUAGGGGAAUUAUAUGUAAAAUGAUGAUGCAGACAGAUGGGAAAAUGAUGGUAUGUAGUUCUUUUAUAUACUAUAUAUAUCUUGGUGAUAAUAAUAAUUUUUCCAACAAGCACUAGAAAAUUGAAUUAACAGAGUGAGAAUGGAGAAUAGGAUCUUCUUGGUAUUGGUUUUUGUUGGUUUGAUUGCUAAAAGAGCAUUUGCUGCUCAACAUAUUGUUGGAGGAAGCCAAGGUUGGGAAGAGUCUACAGAUUUCAAUUCAUGGGCUUCUAAUACAAAAUUUAAAGUGGGAGAUCAACUAGUUUUCAAGUACACAUCAGGGCUACAUAGUGUAGUUGAGCUUGGUAGUGAAAGUGCUUACAAGAAUUGUGAUCUUGGAACUGCAUUGGACUCCAAGAACACAGGAAAUGAUGUAGUGAAAUUGACAAAACCUGGGACUCGUUAUUUUGCUUGUGGAACAUUAGGCCAUUGCGACCAAGGCAUGAAGGUUAAGAUUACAACAGAAGCUGGAACUGCUCCUUCUACUCCUGACUCCUCUUCUUCAUCACCACCUGCAACUUCCUUGGCUUCUUCAAUUCAGUCUUUUGCUUCCUCUGUUUUUCUUGCUGCAUUUUUUGCCUGUAGCUUCAUUUACAUGUUUUGAGCAUAUGUUUAUUAAGGUUGAGUUCAAUGAUUAAUUAUAAUUCUUGCUUUAGAGAUAUAAUUUUGUUGUUAUGUAUUCAUUUGUCUUGGAUAUUUGUUAUUGAAUGAAAAUAAAGUUCAUUAGUUGUAGUUUCUA
Messenger RNA from Jatropha curcas, 778 nucleotides. Its product is annotated as Cupredoxin superfamily protein. NCBI's taxonomy places the organism in Eukaryota, Viridiplantae, Streptophyta, Magnoliopsida, Malpighiales, Euphorbiaceae. Gene Ontology annotation, cellular component: plasma membrane. Gene Ontology annotation, molecular function: electron transfer activity. The record is from RefSeq and is a predicted model, not a curated record.